This is a messenger RNA of Didymosphaeria variabile, 1203 nucleotides long. It is a transcript of the gene UTR2, whose product is annotated as putative glycosidase CRH2. Gene Ontology annotation, biological process: carbohydrate metabolic process; fungal-type cell wall organization. The transcript has 2 exons. NCBI's taxonomy places the organism in Eukaryota, Fungi, Ascomycota, Dothideomycetes, Pleosporales, Didymosphaeriaceae. The coding region runs from base 1 to 1203 and encodes 400 amino acids. Gene Ontology annotation, molecular function: glycosyltransferase activity; hydrolase activity, hydrolyzing O-glycosyl compounds. The record is from RefSeq and is a predicted model, not a curated record. Gene Ontology annotation, cellular component: fungal-type cell wall.
AUGUCGUCCACCUUCGACUCCUGCGUGCCGAACCCCGUCUGCAAGAGCGGCACCUACAACUUCAACGACCUGAACGACGUGCAGUCCAUCGACAAGUACCUCGGUGACAAUUCCAAGAUCAACUGGCAGGCCCAAGGCAACCCCGUCAAAUAUCCGUCUGGCGGUGUUGCCCUGACCAUGGCUGAGGGCACCGUUGGGACGCUGCUGGCCUCGACCUUCUACGUAUGGUACGGCAAGAUCUGCGCCACCAUGUCUACCAGCCAGGGUCAGGGUGUCGUCACGGCUUUCAUCAUGAUGUCCGAUGUCAAGGACGAAAUUGAUUUCGAAUUCAUCGGCAAUGAUGUCGGCAAUGCGCAGUCUAAUUGGUAUUCGCAGGGUGUCACCAACUACCUGAACAUGGAGGAGCUCAAGGUUUCCCCCGAUACCGUAUCCAAGACGCACGAAUACUGCGUGGAUUGGUCCGAAGACGAGCUCAGUUGGUCCGUUGACGGCAACAAGGGCCGCACCGUGAAGCGCUCAGACUCCUGGAACGGGACUGCUGGCCGCUUCGACUUUCCCCAGACCCCUUCGCGCAUCAUGCUUUCGCUCUGGCCUGCCGGUCUUCCGUCAAACGGCAAAGGAACCAUCGACUGGGCUGGCGGUGAGAUCGAUUGGAAUAGCAAGUACAUGACCAACGGCAUGUACGCUGCUCUUGUCACCAAGGUUACCGUCGACUGCUACGACGCUCCUUCUGGUAUCAAGUCGACUGGAUCCAAGAGCUACAAGUACACCGACGAGAACCCCACCAACAAUACGGUCGAGAUGACCAACGAUAUCAUUGUCUUGGGAUCCCUCAUGGACACCGGUGACGAGCCUGGAUCCACGGCCUCGGCCUCGGCAUCCAAAUCCAGCUCCGCCGCCAAGGCGACUAAGUCGGUAAACAUGGUCCCUGGAGGAAAUCCCGGUGGUGGUGCCCGCCAGGAGACUCCCGUCGCUGCUUCCAACACAGCUCAAGCUACGUCCGGAUCUUCAGAAAGUGGUUCAUCGGGCAGCAGUGAAAGCAGCGGCUCAAGCAGCGGCAGCAGCGGUAGCAGCGGUAGCAGUGGCUGGUCGCAAGGCGACACUGGCGCCACUGGCAACACUGGUUCAGCACCUAGCCUCGCCAAGAUUAGUGGCUCUACGAUUGCCAUUGUCUUUGCCAUCUUCGGCCUUCUUGUCCUGUAG